GACAUUAAACGAUCGGACUUUUCUUUUAAAUUACCUUAAUUAUUUACAUAAUGAGUACAAUUGAUAGUGAAAAAAGAGUUUCUCAAUUAGAUACUUCGGGUGAGUUAGCCGAAGAUACUCGUUGUAAUCUUCGUACGAGAGGUUAUCUUCCUAUUGAAAAUUAUGGUAUGAUUGGAAAUUUGAGAACUGUUGCUUUAAGUGGCACAGAUGGUUCGAUCGACUUCUUUUGCUAUCCUAAAUUCGAUAGUCCUUCCAUCUUUGCGAGACUUUUAGAUAAUGAAAAGGUAGGUCAUUUUUCAAUUACACCAUCAAUUCAUAGUAGUAACAAACAACAAUACCUUCCGAGAUCUAAUAUUUUAUUAACAAGAUUCUUACAUGAUGAGGGUGUUAGUGAAGUUACUGAUUAUAUGCAUCUUCCUGAUAAUUCUGGUCCUGCCAUCAAACCUCUUCUUCCAUGGUUGAUCAGACAUGUUAGAGUAGUACGUGGAAAAGUUGAUUUUCAUUUUGAAUUAUUUCCAUCAUUUAAUUACGCAUUAGAUGAUCAUACUGUUGAUAUUGAAGAUUAUAAAGUAACUGCAAAUGAUGAUAAAUCAUUUGUUGGUAAACAAAGAUUCAUAUUUCGUUCCAAAACAAUUAAUCUGGAUUUUCGUUACGUUGUAACAAAAGCCGAUCAAGAUCCUCCAAUUAUUGAUUUUAAAUUAAUUAAAAAAAAUGAAAUGAAAGGUCCUGGUAUAGUCUCUAAAUUUCAAUUAAAAGAAUCUCAAGAAAUUACUUUUAUUUUAAGAGAAUUACCUUCUGUUGGAAUUGAAAAUCAACUUCUCAUGGAUCCUCCAUUAAAUUCCAUUCUCAUGAAAAGUUUAUACAAGCAAACUUUAGCUUAUUGGCAAAAGUGGAUUUCUCAAUCUUGUUACAAAGGAAGAUGGAGAGAAAAUGUUCAUCGUAGUGCUCUAACUUUGAAAUUAUUAACUUAUGAGCCGACUGGUGCUGUUGUUGCUUCGCCUACUUUUGGUCUUCCUGAAGAAAUUGGUGGACCUAGAAAUUGGGAUUAUCGAUACACUUGGAUUAGAGAUUCCGCAUUUACUGUUUAUGCUCUCAUGAGACUUGGUAUGAUUCAAGAAACCGAACGUUAUAUGAAAUAUAUGGAAGAAAGAUGUCAAGAUCUGAAUCCUGAUGGAUCAUUAAAUAUAAUGUAUAGUAUAGACGGAGAAAAGAAAUUAACUGAGGUAGAAUUGACCCAUUUAGAUGGUUAUCGUAGUUCAAAACCGGUUCGUAUUGGAAAUGGAGCAUAUGAUCAUCUUCAAUUAGAUAUUUACGGAGAAUUAUUAGACGCGGUGUAUUUAUAUAAUAAAUAUGGUAGUCCCCUUUCUUAUGAUAUGUGGCAAAGUAUACGUAAGUUAGUUAAUUAUGUAUGUGAUAAUUGGGAAAAAGAAGAUAUGAGUAUUUGGGAAGUUAGAGGCAAAAAACAAAACUUUACUUAUUCGAAAAUCAUGUGUUGGGUUGCUGUUGAUAGAGGUAUAAGAUUAUCAGAGAAAAGAGUUUUACCAUGUCCUGAUAGAGAUAGAUGGAUGAAAGUCCGUGACAAUAUUUAUGAAGAAGUCAUGACUAAAGCUUGGAAUCCUGAACAAAAAUUUUUUGCUCAAUCUUAUGAAGCUUUGGAUGCUUUGGAUAGUUCCGUUUUAAUUAUGCCUUUGGUAUUUUUCAUAAGCCCCAAUGAUCCAAGAUUUUUAAGUACUGUGAGACAAAUUUUGUUGCCACCUGAAAAAGGAGGAUUAUUGGCUAAUAAUCUUGCAUUCCGAUAUAAUUAUGAAACGACUGACGACGGAUUUGAUGGUGGAGUGGAAGGAUCAUUUUCAAUGUGUACAUUUUGGUUGGUCGAAGCAUUAACAAGAGCAGGAAAAUAUGAUAAAAAAUUAUUAGGAAAAGCAGAAUUUAUAUUUGAACAAAUGAUUAGUUAUGGUAAUCAUUUAGGUUUAUACUCUGAAGAAAUUGCUAGUUCUGGUGAAUUACUUGGUAAUUUUCCUCAAGCCUUUACUCAUCUUGCUUUCAUCAGCGCUGCGUUUAAUUUGGAUCGUGUGUUAGGAUGAUGCACGAUUUAAUUAUUUAUAUAUAUACUUAUUUAUGUUUGUGUAAAACAUUUAUUAUAUAUUUAUUAUAUAUAAAAAAAAUUGUUAAUAAAUUGAAAUAAAUUUUUAUAAAUCAUUGCGUG
Rhizophagus irregularis DAOM 181602=DAOM 197198 is the source of this 2206-nucleotide messenger RNA. Lineage: Eukaryota; Fungi; Glomeromycota; Glomeromycetes; Glomerales; Glomeraceae. The record is from RefSeq and is a predicted model, not a curated record.